Trichobilharzia regenti is the source of this 984-nucleotide messenger RNA. The record is from the annotation of a GenBank genome assembly. Lineage: Eukaryota; Metazoa; Platyhelminthes; Trematoda; Strigeidida; Schistosomatidae.
AUGCUGAGGUACUCCGAUCUGAUAAACAAUUCCAAAAUGUCGAUGAAUCAGAGUCAUUCUGCUAAUGGCAAUGGUGUGGUUUUGUUUUACGGAGAGCGAAUGCUAAUUUUUUAUGAUGGGUGUGAAUUAAAACUUACUGGUCAAUCUCUUAAAUUUUCUAACGAUGGACGGGUUUACCUCACUUCACAUAGAGUAAUUUUUAUCAACAAGAAACAAUCAGCUGGCAUGCUUUCGUUCAGUAUGCCAUUCGUAAACAUGAAAGAGGUCGACAUUAAACAGCCGGUUUUUGGUGCAAAUCGUAUUGAGGGUAUAAUAACUGCUGAGCCUAAUGGCAACUGGCAGGGUGAGGCUAAGUUUUCGUUAACAUUCAAUAAAGGUGGAGCCAUUGAGUUCGGUACAACACUUAUCGAGUUAGGCAAACGUGCAUGUGCUGCUAGUCAUAAUUUCAAACCACCGAAUACAUAUUCGCCUGUUAUGGAUAUGAAUGGUGCGGGACAGUAUUAUGCAUGUCCACCACCGGCUUAUGCUCCACCUUACAACGACCCUUAUUAUGGUUUUGUUAGACCUCAUGAAGCAUUCACUGUGCCUCAAGCGGAAACACUUUAUCAUGUAGGUGCACCACCCCCCUAUCCAGGGGCUACACCAACUACAAUGUCUGGUGGUUACAGUACUACUAACCAGUCUUCUGCACCGUAUACGUCGUAUCCAUCUGGUGCAACUGCACCAUAUCCAAAUACUGGUCCAUCAACAUUCGCAAGCAAAGCAGAUGAAGCCGCUGCAUCCGCUAAUGGUCCUACGAAUCUAGUAAGUGGAGGUUACUACUUUCCUGAUAAUCCACAUACUGUGUAUGCACAACCGAAUGCUCCGGGUAAUGCAGGUGGUGUCCCACCAUAUGAAGAAGCUGUUCGUAACGGUCAUGAUCAACCACCUCCUUAUCCAAAUGACAAUGUUCAACAGAGUGCUUCUUCCAAAAAGAAUCAGUGA